Messenger RNA from Osmia bicornis bicornis, 3056 nucleotides. RefSeq lists its product as uncharacterized. The transcript is spliced from 5 exons. NCBI's taxonomy places the organism in Eukaryota, Metazoa, Arthropoda, Insecta, Hymenoptera, Megachilidae. The record is from RefSeq and is a predicted model, not a curated record. The coding region runs from base 288 to 1565 and encodes 425 amino acids.
GAACAUUCUACCGGGACGAAUACAAAAGGACGCGUCCGGGAGAGAACGGUUUAGAAUAACACGAACUACGAAACGAGACACGGACGAUACGAUUUGGCGACUUACGAAUUUUGACUCACGGCUUACGAUUUACGGACUACGAUCACGAUAACGACCACAAUACAGCUUUGAACAUGGACACGACGCAGAAAACACGAUUCGGACUUUCUUGUAUCACACUAACAACGUGAAAAUUUUCUGCUGUCAGUGUGGAGGGAAAAAAUCAAUCUAAAAAACACGAUGUCACAAUGCCACAGAACAAACAGCAGGAUAUCAUUGACAGUGGACACGUGACCAAGAUCGAACUGGAGCUGGAAGAAGCUCCGGACGAUUCGAUUCCAGUUGGAUCAAUGCCACCGGAAUUGGAUGUCACUGCUGAAAUCAAUUCCACCUAUCCGGAUGGUGUUCUAGGGCCAGGUGCAGUUGUAGUCAGAGCUGAAGAAGCUUUGAUAGUUAUUCUAGUGCUUUUCCUAUGGGCCGCAGCAAUUGCUUUGUUCUUCAAUCGAUGGGGAAAGAUCAGGAUGUUGGAACCAUAUCAACCAAAAUUUCAACAACAACACAGACCAAGCUGUACUACAAUCGAGCAGAAUCAACUUCAGAACCGGCGCACGUACUCAAAAUGUAAUGUUCUCUGCGGAGAAUAUCCUGUGCGACUGGAAUUGAACUCUAGUUCGGGUGAAAUGCGACCAAGGCAAAACAGCGUCUUCAUUGGUACCAGCUCGUGUUUGCUUCCCGGCAGCCAAGGAACACCACGUCGUACAAAAAGUGCGCUCGACCUUAAGUUUCUGGUUUUUUCGGAGACUAAUGCGGAAGGCUCUCGCGAGCAGGAUGCACCGAAAAGCUUCAAACCAGCCAGUGAAUCCACGAAACUUUUGCAACGCGAACGAAAUACUAGUAUCUGCCAGUUCGACAGAAACGAGGCGAUGAAACCAUCUUUUCGAGACAGAGGAAUGAGCAUUUGUCAAUUCGAUGCUGCCCCGAAGUUAUGGCAACGAGAUCGCGGGAUGAGUAUCUGUCAGUUCGACACAUCCUCGAAAUUAUGGCAGCGAGACCGCGGGAUGAGUAUCUGUCAAUUCGACAGAAUGGACGUUCUCGCGCGGCCAUUACAAAGAGACCGUGGCGGUAGUAUUUGUCAAUUCGACAGAAUGGAUGUCUUGGCCAGACCGUUGCAAAGAGAUCGAGUGGGUAGUGCGUAUCACUUUGAUAGAACGGAAGUUUUGGCCAAGCCCAACUUUUCUUUUGGAAAAUCACUAUCGAAAGAGAGACGCGUUAGCAUGUGCAACUUUUUAGAAAAAGACGAGGAAGCUGCGAAAGCUAUGCAAAAAGAAAGACGUUCGAGUAUGAAUGUUGAAAGAAUUCCAAAGGAUAAUCCGUCAAUCGAGGAAAUAGGAAAUGAUACGGAACAGCAAGAGAUAUUUGCUAAAUGCACACUUAGAGAAAAGAAAAGUAACAUUUAUCAACACGACCAGCCAUCUUGUAGUAAGACAGCUGACCUCGUGUACGGAUACAAAGCUACAUGCGUGUAGCAUCAGAAAAUUACGUAAUUUAUCUUGAGGGAACAAUAAUAAUGACAAGAUCAAUCUACAAAUUAACAUUUUCAUGGAUGUUUAAUUUACACAUAAUAAGAUAAAUGUUAUUUUAAAUGUACGGUAAACUUGUAGAAAAAGCGUUCCUUCUGCGAUUUCGAUGAUUUUUGAAUAUGUUGUAAAAUUCGACAUUUUAAGCAACUUGUAUCCGUUGUUUGUGUGAGUGCAUGCAUACAGGUCAUGACACAAGGAGUCUGUGUCCUUAAUGAAUAUGUCGAAGUCGCUUAGUUUCAGAGAUAUUCGCAAAAAACUAUGAGUACUACUACAUGGAAUACGUAUACGUCUGCGGCUGUUUGUGCGUCAGCAAAUAAUCCUCGCUAAUCUACUGUUUUUGUCAACAGCACCGCGUGACCCAACUGCUAUUCAUAUAACUGGUAAGCUUAAAACUCAUACUAAAUUGAUUUCAAUAAUUUCGUCUAAAUAUUAAUUUAGUCUAAUCUUAAUCCACUGAUUAGAUUAAAUAUAGGAUGUAGUACCAAAGUGCCUAGGUGGUCGAUCGACACGAGCUUUGGCGAGGGGACUCCAAAUAUAAAACGGUAUCCUCAGCAGCCUAUUAGUUUCGGAGACAUUAAUUAAAAACUUCCGGCAUAAUACAUAGAAUUCUGCCUAUACAGACGUAAUUAACACAACCAUCUACGCUGUAGUAACCACUAUCAUUGUGUGACAAGUAACCGAUGACACAGUAGGCGCCUCGACCUAAGUAUCUACAAGGUGUCUCAUAUACAUUAUUUUGUAAAUUGUGACUCACGUUUACUUUAGCCUCGUCGUUUUACUCGUUCUGACGUGCUGAAUACGAAUAUGGUUUUCGUUUUUGGAUGAAAUAACCAGCUGUCAAAAUAUACGCAAACAACUUUCUAAUCGAUACACAGAAUUUUACCCAAGUGUGUGAACCUGCAGCACAGUCACAAGCAUAGCUAUCUUCUGUUUGUAUACAUAUAAAUGGCGAAUUUCUCGCUUAUACAUGUAUGAACAGAAGGUAACACUUGAGUUCGUUACGAAUAUGGGACCACAGUAUGAUUAGGUUAUGUUUCCUGGGGAAGGGAUACAGAGAGAAGGACUUUACUCCUCCCCCGCCCUAAAACAGGAGGAUAAUUAUUUUAAAAAAUUGAAAUUAUUAUAUCUCGCUUAGCAAAAAUGCAAAAUAAGGAGUUAUAAACAUUUGAGCUAUAUACAAAAUUUCGGAUUAAGUUCGGUAGAUAAUACUAAAUGCAACGGUCAUUGCAUUGGCAAAAUUCUGAGUGACACACCCUAUAUACAUACUCAGAUCGAGGUCCCCUACUCUGUCAUGCUCGGUAGUUACUACGGCGGAAAUGGUUGUGUUAGUUACGUUUGUAUAGGCAGAAUUCUAUGUAAACAUGUAUUGUGCCAAAAAUUUUUGAUUAAUGUCUCUAAAACUAAUAGGCAGCUGUGGAUACCGUUUUAUAUGUAGGG